Molecule: messenger RNA, 4582 nt
Organism: Cryptotermes secundus
Lineage: Eukaryota; Metazoa; Arthropoda; Insecta; Blattodea; Kalotermitidae
Exons: 10
Coding region: 277-2385 (702 amino acids)
Cellular component (GO): membrane
Molecular function (GO): metal ion binding
Source: RefSeq, a predicted model, not a curated record
UUCUAGCCCGCACAGACAUGGCCUCGAAGCCUUCCGCAGAGUAGAUGUGUUGCUGGUCGCGGUGCAAGCGGAGUGAGGUUGCAGUGGUUGCAGUAACGUGGCAAACCGUGGCUGUUCGCGGUGCUUUUAGUGUCUGGUCCUCGUUACUGUUUCACGUGACAGGUGUCAGUGUGUGUGUCACCGUCUGCAACCUGUGGACUGCGUGACGUGGAGUAACAGACGUUCGGAGCAGCAUGAGUACAAGAGCAUCCCUGCAGAGAACAAGUGAGCUGCAACAUGAGUGAGACUACUAAACCAACACAGGAACGUCAAAACAAAUAUGUGAUCAUGAACACCGACAGGAACAAUCUAGUGCCACUCAAAGUCCUCCUCUUCUGUUUCUUUGGCGGUAUUGGGUGUAUCUUUCCAUUCUUACCUCUACACAUGCGUAAAGUGGGCCUUACAGUAACUGAAUCCCAAAUUGUCUCUGCAGUUGCUCCCCUAGUGGCUCUUCUCGGUCCAUGGUUGGCAUGCCCAUUAGCAGAUCGACUGAGUGGACUUCGGGCCAGCAAUGGACGUGGUAUACGAGUGAUGUUGGUGCUUAUCAUGCUGUUGGCAGCAGUGUUCUAUGCCCUCCUCUUGUGCAUCCCAACUGUUACCCGGUUUGACUCAGAUCAUAAGCCUACUGUGUCUUUCAUAUGUGGUCCAGAGAGGGCACUACUUCACCAUGAGAGGUGUAAUGACCCUGCCUGUCAUUCAUGGGACACAGAUGAGGUAGGGGAACUGAACCUUGUGAACUGCCAGUAUGACUGUGAAUCUGAGCAUGCAGAAAUAGGAAAACUUGACAUGCUGGAGAUGCAUAGUAUGAGUACAACAACUGAAGAAACCCUAGAUCUGGAUGCAGAUAUGGAAGGCAGUGGUGACACUAAUGAACCUUCAUUAGAAGUCUCUCCUGACGACCUGGAUGAUGAUCAGUUCCUGGAAGACGGUGAUGAUGUACGUGAACGACGUCAAGUAAACGAUUCCAUAUUUCCAGAGCCACCUCAUCUUUGCUAUACAGAUUCAGAUGGUGCAACCAAUUGCAAAGUAUACACAAGAUACAGUAAAAGAGUUUCUGUUAACAUAAGUCUGUAUAGUCAAGAAUUAAAUCCAAAAGGACAAUACUGUCACUAUGAUAUAAUUGGCGGAAGCAGCAAGAAUUUCUCCUGCCGCAUCCCAGCAAAUCUUCCAGGCAGGAUGGAUAAUAAAACUUGCAUAGUACGCUGUGAUGUUGACCAAGAGGGUGAUGGCAAUCUCUUAGCAGGUAGCCCAUGUCAAAGGAUCAGAGGCAACCCAACUGUCACAUUCUGGACAUAUCUGGUUGUGCGAUCAAUAGCAGAUAUAUUUCCUACUGCUGCCCUGGCUCUACUGGCGGCCAUCACUGUGGUGGCAACACAUGAGACUAGCAUUGGAAGUGGUGAUGUGGGUCGACAGUUGGCAUGGGGGUGGGUAGGGCUAGCCCUCAGUGGUGUCAUCAUGGGAUUUCUCACAGUGCUGGAACUUGGACAGCCAUAUUACUGGUUGCAGUUUGUUAGCUGUGCCAUACUGAUGAUCUGUGCAUCAGUAGUGGUUAUCUUUGCCAAGUCUUUGCCACUUGGACAGCCAGAAUGGUGGUGGCAUGCCCGAGGAUCGGUAAUCCUGGGAGUUCGUCGGUACAGCUGGGAACUUGCUGCACUUACACUUAUACUUAUUUUACUGGGGAUAUUCUGGAGCGCCCUUGAUUCAUACUUGCCAUGGCACCUGAACGAACUGAUGGGUUCCGAACUGCUUCUCUGCCUCACGCUGACUGCAGGAGCUCUACCUGCUGUACCUGUUAUGUGGUUCUCAGAGCAAGUGGUGAAUUACUGUGGUCACUCCAACCUCCUCAUCAUUGCGUUCAUCUUCUACAUUGUUCGUUACACAGCACUAUAUGCCCUCUGGAGUCCAUGGUGGUUACUACUUUGCUGUGAAGCUCUGGAAUUUCUGACUCUGAGCUUAGCAUGGUUAGCUGCAAUCCUAUACCUACGUCACCUUGUUCCACGCCAUCUCACAGCCACAGGGCAAGGAUUGGCUGUAGCCGCGCACUUCUGCAUUGGACGUUCUAUUGGUUCCAUCAUUGCCGGAGCUCUGUCUUCUGGUGAGAGUGGUGCCGGCUCCCUCAUAUACUUGUACCAAGCUGGUGCAGUGGCCGCUGCUGUGGUAGCAACAAUUUACUUUAUAGGAUAUCACUGUUGUUUCAAACCUCGUUGCCUUGCUCCUAAAAGUACAAGGGGUUCGCCAUCUCAGCCGGGAGUACCAUCUGGACCAACAACUAAUGGGACAUACACACCUCUACGAGUGUACCAUAAUGCAGGAGCUGAUGGCCAGAAGAUUCAACACAGAUAUUAAGAUUCUGCAAUAGAACAUCAAACUAUAAACAUGCUGGUAUUAAUAUUGAGUUAUGGAGAGUCCUGUUUGGCACAGUUCUGCACAGAUACAAGUGGAGCCACAUUUCACUUACUCCAUAUAGCAAAAUUAUUAACAUACCGAUUCUAAAUUGUAUUAAUUUGUAUCCAAAUUUAUUUUAUUAGCCGGGAUAGCCCAAUCUGUAUAGAGACUAGGCUAUAGGUUGGACAACUGAGGUACUGGGUUUCAGUUUCUGAUAGUUGAAAAUGAUUUCUCCCUUAUCAAUAGCUUCCAAACUGGAUCUGAGGCUUACCCAGUUUCUUAUCCAAUGGGUACUGAGGGUUCUUUCCUCAGGGAUGAUGUGGCUGGGGCAUGAAGCUGGCCACUCAUCUUCUUCUAGUGCCAAGGUUAAAAAUGUGUGGAAUUGUGCUUCUAUUCCCCAUACAUCUCUAUAUCAUCGUAUUUAAUUAAGUACAAGGACAAAUUUACCUUUUAUCUUGAUUUAAGGUUUUACAUUUUUAAAUUUAAAUUUUGAAAAUACCAACCCUUGAUAUUAAACUAUUAAAGAGCUGUAUUAAAGGGCUGUAUUUUUCAAUUUGUGGUUACCUGAACCAAGCUUUUUUUGUAUAUUGUUAAAAUGGAUAAUGGAAGUUACAUUUAUAUUUCCUGAGUAUUGUGACGCCAAUUCAGGCAGCAAGAAAGCAUGACCAGUUUUGAUCAUACAGAUACAAAAGCAGCAAAUAAUAAAAUAUGGAAAUAUGACCAAUAAGUAUAGAAAAAGAACAACCAAUUUUAUCUUAGGUAAGCAUUGAGACAAUUAAUAUUGUGCUGGUGUUUGAUCUAUGAAAUUGUGUGAGUGUAUAAAUAUAUUAUUUGUGUUGAUGAUAAACAUAGAUAAAGUUAUGUUUUGUGUGUUGGUGAUUAUCACAGAACUACUACUUAUAUGUUUGUGGAUUAUCAGAACUAAAGAUAGUUUCGCAUGUUGGUGACAAAAACAGAACUACUACAUACGUCCAUAAAGUGGAAGAUGAUUAUAUUUAAUUUCUGUGAUGAAGUAUAGUCACAAAUAAUAACAAUUUUGUACUUGUGGUAGAGUUAACUUUCAUUAACUAUGUAGAUUAUUGUUAUGGUGACAGCAAAUGAUAAUAACUGAUUUUAUUAUUCAUAUGAAUCAAAAUUAUGUGUCAUGACAAGAAUGGUGAAUUUAUGCAGAAUGUGGCAGCUAUACUAAAACCAUGGAAGGAAGUCCUAUAGACCAGUUCCCUCUACAUCUUCCUUCAGCUGUUACAGUUCCUUCUCCAACAUACUCCCUAAUAUUCUUCUCCAUUCAUCUUUCCAUUCUGUUCUCAUGAAUGUUGAUGGUAGGCUGAUAUAUACCCCAGAAGGCUGGAGAAAAACUGAACAGAAGGUAGGGAAUGGAAAGGCUUGAGCAUUGUCAUCUGUGACAUUCAUGGGACUUCUUAUGGUGGACUUCUUAAAUAAGAAUUCAAGAUUUGAUUCAUCUUACAUACAAAAUCCUUCCAUCGUAUGGCCUCCAUUCCUGGUUUGGUUGAUAGGCAACCACAACCAGUUCUUACAGAGCAAGUCAAUCUAUAUUCACUGUCAUUUAGUCACUUGGCAACCACAUACCAUUUGUCAAAGGGACUUGUUAGGACUAUCACAAUAAGUAAUAAAUUCCAUUAUUUCAGUGCAGUUUGUUUUAACAAAUCCCAGGGUGAAAUACGUAAAAAAAGGAUGAGAACUGAAUGUCACAGUAAAAUGGGUAACAUCACUGCUUUGUAUACAGGAAGUUUAAGGUUCAAAUCUUGACCCACAAACCAGCUACACUGACUGUAGUUUUUGCGGCUUUCCUCAGUCCCUCCUGGCAAAUGCCUAGAUAAAUCUCAAAUUGGCCAUGAUCACUUCCUUCCACAUCUCCAAUUUGUUAUUUGCUAAUUGUCCUACCAUGUGAAGCUAUAUAGUUUAGCAUCAUUACAUAAGCCAGAAGUAAAUAAUGUGGGUUGAAUACAUUCUGCUGUCACCAACUCAUGCAGUGAGCUGGCUGUCUAAGCUGCACCAGUACACUGCAGAACACAUUCAUUCCGCUAUGUAUAAAGCCAUACAUUUAUCUGAUUGUCGUAUUUAUUUCUAUACAAUUUAAUUUUUAUGUCAUAAUAUUAAAACAAUAGGUGAAACAAAGACUGCAUCAGUGUUUCAUGUA